AUGCUUGGGGUGUCACCGGAGGCGGUUCAGGAGGCGUUGCAAGUGGCCGAUGCCGCCGCGGAGGUGUGCGAGCUGGAGGAUCCUGGGGACUUGCCGGAGCUCAUUGCCCUCGCGGAGAAGGAGGCCUUCCGCGCGACGCUGCGGAGCCUGCCGGCGACCCCCAAGGAGUUCCAUCAAGCCGUGAAGGACGGGGACGUGGAGCUCGUGAAAUGGUUCCUGGACAAGCAGCAGGCCAACCCCUCCAUCAUGGACCCCGAGACCGGCAUCCCGCCAUUGGUCAUGGCUUGCAAGGUGGGAGAUAUGGCCAUGUGCGAGCUGCUGCUGGACCGUGGGGCAGACAUUGAUGUGCGCAGUGCCGACGGUACCUCCUCGCUGCAUUGGGCCUGCCACAGCCGGACCUUCCGCAUCGUGAAGCUGCUGCUUAGCCAUCGUGCAAACCCUCGGUUCCAAGACAAGCGGGGCCACGACGCCUUGGUGAAGCUGGUGCGGAGAGACUUCAAGGGCCCCGCGGAAACCUGCGCCGUGUCUUGGCACAGGCAGCCUGGCCAGUGUUUAGCGGGCCCAAAGCAGAGUGAUGGGCACAUGAGCAUUGAGGAGGCGAAGGUGGCUGCUGAGAACACGGACUGCGUGGGUUUCUCGGUGCACGGCAUGGACGGCACGGAGUGGGAGUCCGCCACAACGCCGUUCUACGUGUCCUUCCACGGGCCCGGGCGUGGCGUUGUGAAGCCUGCGGCGCCGGAAGUGGCAGAGGAGGAUGCGGAAGAGGAGCCUCCGUCACCGAAAGCCAAAGUGGAAACUGCCCAGAAGAUAUCGGAGGAGGAGGAGGCUGCAGACAUGGUGUGGUCACAUACCGAUCCCGACUGGACUGCCUUCCUGAAGGUGAAGAACGAUCCUGCCCACGACGUCUCAGCACUCCUGGCGGCAGGGGCAGAUCCCUGUGCUGAGGACUUGGAAGGCCUCACGGCUCUUCAGCACCAUCUGCUGUCUUCGCCCGGCCGGGGCUCCGUGGAGUGCGUCGCGGCGCUGCUGCGAGGGGGCGCAGACGUGAACCACCGGGAUACUGGGCAUCGGGGCACUACGCCCUUCAUCAUUGCCAUCCAGAGCAAGCGAGCGGAUCUGGUGAAGAUGAUGAUGACCAGCGCCUGGCCCAUGGCGGAUGUUGACUGCAAGGCGCCGGACGGCACCUGCGCCCUGGCUCUGGCGAAGAGCCUGGGAGCCAGGGAGAUUGCCAACAUGCUGCGGAAAGCUGGGGCAUCUGAUUGGGCGGAUGCCGAGAUUCGCCUUGGCAGUAGGCAGGGCCCGCCUUUCAUUCCAGGCAGGAAAUCUGGGCAUUCUGGGGCGCGCGGCUCUGCACCAGCGAGCUACCAGCUCAUCAAUGCUUUCUCCUACGCAGACCUCUUGCAAGGGCAGGCCAAGAAGUUCAUCAAUGGCUUCAACGCCGAGCACCUGAGCCUAGGCUUGCUCAGCGGCUACCUGGAGCUGCGGAAUCUCGCAUUGAACCCGGAGCCUUUAGAUGAGUUGCUCCUGGGCAGCGAUCUCCCCUUCGUGGUGAAGGCUGGCACGCUCUCCUCGGCCAAGCUACAGCUGUCCCUCAUGCAGGGGGAGCUGGAGAUUGUAGUGGAUGGGCUUUCACUCGUCCUGGCUCCCGCUUGCAAGUGGUUGAGCCGAGAGGAGGUGUACCAGCACCGAACCAACGAGAUGGAGCGAUUGGAGUUUGUGCACAUGCGGAGCCAGACGCAGAGAAGAACCCUUGAGCGGGAGAUGUUCCGGAAGCUCUUCUCGGACUACCUCUCCAGGAUAAGAAUUGUGGUCAAAGAUGUGCAUGUGCGCCUUGAAAUCGAGGGUGAGAUGUGUGACACCUUCCCAGGACCUCCGCUGGCAGUGGGGCUGCUCAUGAACUCCUGUGAUGUGGCGCCGGUAGCUGCAGACGAUCGUGCCAGCGUGGAGGACCCGCACAAGUCCGAGCUGCUUUUGGCCGAGACGGUUCAGUUGAAAGGCUUGUGUUUGUACCAAGAAUCCGCAGGCUCGUCCAAAGUGCAUGUGCCGUGGGAAGUAUACCAAUCAACCAGAUCAUGCGAAUUGGGCAUCUUCCAGGAUAUUUCGCAAUCAGAAUUCAUUCAGUCAAUGAGCUGGACAAAGAAAUCGCACGCAGCCCUGCCCACGGAGAAACAGCUGAUGCCAGCGACGGAUGUGUCCAUCAAAGUAGACCUCAAGUCGCAAGCGCUUUACACCGAUUGCCACGUGGAGAACUGCUUGACGCUGGAGGUUGUGGUUUGCCUGCAGAAUCCUUCCCGUCUACGUUUCACAGCCAGCAUUGUCGAAGGCAUGCGCUGGCUCGUUAGACGCACUUUGGAUUUCCAAAUGUGGCCGUUCCUUCACGCUUUGCAUGGCAAACCUGCGACUGGCAAGGGCAGAUGGCAUGUGUUGCGGAGUUUUAUCGCAUUGAAGCGGCGCAUCCAAUCGAAUGCCUACAGCCUGAAUGAUGCUGUUCGAAUGCGAAUCAAUUGCAAGGAGUACAUCCGUUUGUACAAGAAGAAAUUCAAUGGCCCGCAGAGCGCUUUCCAGUGGAGACGUGCUCUCCCCCCUUUGACAGCAGAGGAUGCGACAACUCUGGGCCUCAUCGAGCUGUCCUAUCCCGCGGACAAGCUCGUGAACUUCCGGAUGAUGGCCCAGACGGAGAUGAAGACAGAGACCUCCAUGAAUUCCUUCGCAGACGAAGGAACGCUGGGGGACAUCAAGAGGAGCCCCAGGUCCCAACUGUCCUGGCAGGUACGGGAGUUGACUCCCAUGGAGCAGCUCCACCUGCACGGCCAGCAUGGGUUUGGCACCAACAUCUUCCGCGGUUUGCCGCCGCCGCCCUCGAACUUGAAGGUUCGCAUCGACGUGGUCGCGCCAGUGGGCUUGUGGUGGGUUUGCAAUUUAGGUGCUGAUGAGCAGAGUUGGGCCGUUGCUGUGGACCUCGCAAGGCAGCCGGUGCGUCUGCUGCUGGUGGACAGCAUCUCCGACAACAGCGUCUUCGCCACCUUGGAGGCGCCCAGAGCGCAGCAGAAGGAUCGGCCCUUGGCGCUGCUGCUGGGACGCAGCGAGGCCGCCUUCCGUCAGGGCUCGCCGGGCCGCAGUGCCAGCGGCCAGGAUGCAGGCCAUGGUGGCACGGGCCGAGAGGAGUGGUGCUCCCUGCUGGAGUUUGACGGCACGGUGUGCUGCUGGGGCCAAGUGAAGACGGUGCCCGUGUCUGCCUCCCACAGUCCCUGGGACAUCUUCGCCAGCUUCUCCUGCGGGCAAGGCCUGCGGCGCAAGAAGGACACCAGCUUCGGAAGGGUGACUCCCUUGGAAGAGCUCCUGGGCAGAAGUGUGCCAAUGUGCAGCACCGACUCGGGCAACAGCGAGGACGCCUGCCUGCGACUGAAUCUACCCUUGCGGCUGCCCAGCGGGCAGGAGGGGCCCUUUGUGGGGCUGCUGAAGUGGAGCCUCGCAGGCAACGCUCCGGCUCGGUCCGGCCUGGCUUCAUUGGCCGGCCUAGCCCGCAGCGGCUACGACCUGGCAGCCCUGCGGCUGCACACCUCGCUGCCCCCUCUGCAGCUUCAAGGACUCAGCCAGGACAGCCCCCUGAGGCUUCCAGGCUUCGAUGCCGCUUGCCAUUUGGAGAACGGAGGGCUGGUGGACGGCUUUGUGAUUGGCCUUCACAACCUCUACAACUUCGCCAACUUGUUGGUUGCCAUGCCCGUGGCAAAGAAACCUCAGGCAGCCAACUCGGUCCCUGCGUCAGCGCAGCGGCGCCCGUCUCCUGCCGUGCAGCCCCUGUCGCUGCAGCCCCUGGAGCAGGCGCCGCCGAUGCUGGUCACCGUUGGCGCCAUGCUGGCUGCCGGCGCCGUGGUGCUCGCAGGCGGGCGCCAGAUGUCGGAGGAGCCCUCGGAUCAGCCUAGCCCUGAGCUUGUGAACGUGGCUGAGGAGCAUGGUCUGACAGGGAUGGUCCAUACAGAUGAACCCAGCGACCCCAUGGCGGGCAUCACCUUGAUCCCUACGCUGUUUCAGCCUCAGGUUGCGGCUGGGCCAUCGGGCAUCGGCAUAUUUUCAGAGGAGGGAUGCCAGGCGAAGGAAGCACUUUGGAUCUGA
This is a messenger RNA of Effrenium voratum, 4113 nucleotides long. The record is from the annotation of a GenBank genome assembly. Lineage: Eukaryota; Dinophyceae; Suessiales; Symbiodiniaceae.